This is a messenger RNA of Cynoglossus semilaevis (tongue sole), 1770 nucleotides long. RefSeq names its product serine palmitoyltransferase, small subunit A (gene sptssa). Gene Ontology annotation, biological process: ceramide biosynthetic process. The transcript has 2 exons. Lineage: Eukaryota; Metazoa; Chordata; Actinopteri; Pleuronectiformes; Cynoglossidae. Gene Ontology annotation, cellular component: serine palmitoyltransferase complex. The record is from RefSeq and is a predicted model, not a curated record. The coding region runs from base 14 to 289 and encodes 91 amino acids. Gene Ontology annotation, molecular function: serine C-palmitoyltransferase activity.
GAGAGAUAGUGGUAUGAUGACGCGUCACGUGUUUGGGAUCACAGAAGUUCCCGUCAGACUCGAGAGUUGGAGGAGAAGUGUCAUGGCGCUAGGCGACUGUUGGAAGCAGCUGUCCUGGUUUUAUUACCAGUAUCUGCUGGUCACUGCUCUGUAUAUGUUGGAGCCCUGGGAGCGGACGAUCUUCAACUCUCUGCUCAUCUCAGUGGCAGCCAUGGCCGUCUACACCGGCUACGUCUUCAUGCCUCAGCACAUCAUGGCCAUCCUGCAUUACUUUGAGGUCGUCCAGUGACACCAUGACUCCGUCCAAGCCCUGGCUCUCCGUCCUCUCCUCUGUCAAUCUCUGUCUCCACUGCUUUAUCAAAAAUCAAGCUCUCUUUGGCGUCUGGAGGCCAUGUUGGACAUUGGCGUUGUUUCCUGAUGUUUAUCCUCUCAGAGUAAUGCUGCACCUUACAGGAUGUCAAACACUAGGAUGUCCACAGUGACCAGAUGUUGUGUUUUGUCAAUAUUGUUUUUCAGUUAUUGUUUCAUUCAGAAUCAGGAAACCACAGAUGGAGGAGUUCUGGUUUUCUCCAGUUUAAAGUUGGACCUGAAUGUGUUUUCCUAAAGGGACAGUACCAACAACUCUGCCAUCAUUGUUAACAGAUACUCUUGAUCGUAAGUAAUGUGUUGCCUUAUAUUUGUCAAGCACUGGCUGCGAUAUUCUGACCACAUGAGCUGCAAUAGAAGUAGAUAAAAUGAACAGUUUUGUUUUAUUUUUUAUUUUGUGCUUGGUUUUUUAUGUUUUGAGGCUAUUUUUACUCCUACUUUCGAAACAAGAGCAUUUUCCAACAGGAAUCUUGAGUUUCUCCAACACUCCCUCUCUCAUCCCAAUGUUCAUUGAAUUUAGUGAUUUAUUUUUUCAAUAACAGUGAGACAGGAACUCAUUCACUGCUGCCUCCUGUGGUCUGUUUGUGUCACUGGCGUAAAUCUUGAAAGUUUUCCCAACACUGCCAAAGUCAAUAUAUUAAGAUAUUUUGUUAUCAAGUUAUUUAAGACUUCACUGUUUGAAAUAUUUUGUUCACAUUUACUUCAGUGUCACAAACUUACCACAUGGACCAGCGGUCCCUCUUAUACCACAGGUUAAAAUUGGUGAUGAACUUUGGUGCAGAGGGACGACUUAGUUACAUUAAACAUUUGUUGACAAUGAUUUAACUUAUUAAAGUUUUUGUUUAAUCUGCAGUUUUAUUAUACCCUACAGCCAUGAUCAAGAAAAUCUGAAUUUCUUGUGUUUUUUUUUAAUGACAUUACAGAAUGUAUGUUUUAAAUGCAUUUAUGCACAAAAUGUGACCGAUUUGUGUUUUAUUUUACCAUUUAAAGUGCCCUGUGAGGAGGCGCUCUCAUUCCAUUUUCCCUUUUCUCUAAAGUACUGGAAGUGUGUUUACUUUCAGACCUGACAUAGAAAUAGAAAAUUAAAUGUGAUGCAUUAACUCCGUCUGAGCUGCCAUUACACUGGAACAUUUAUAUCUUUAAUUUGACUUUUAUGUUAUUUUCUAACUGACAUAAGUUUAUUCUCACGGUACAAUUUUAAAAGAUGAAAAACAAGUUGAAAAAAUGACCAAACUUUCUUUUACAAAAACAGUAUGACAAUGUUAAAAAGACCCAGAUUAUUCUAUUUUGAAGAAUUCAUGUCACAGAAACCAAGUAAACUGUAUUUUACUGAUUGUUAAAAACUUGUUUUUAUUCAAAUGUCUUACAGGACAGAAAAUAAUAAACGCCUGUCAAAAAAUUCAA